This is a messenger RNA of Coregonus sp. 'balchen', 1577 nucleotides long. NCBI's taxonomy places the organism in Eukaryota, Metazoa, Chordata, Actinopteri, Salmoniformes, Salmonidae. The record is from the annotation of a GenBank genome assembly.
UUCAUACAGUACGCUAUUUAGAGCGAGACUGAAAGGUGUUUAUGCAUUCAUUUUAGAGCUGGAUAAAUUAGAGGCUACUUCAGAGCAUCAAUCCAGAUUGACAGUGUUGUUGGUUUGCUCUUUCCCUGGGAUAACGUCAGAGACCAACUAGACGGGUAACUCACUUGUUCCUGCUUCCUACUUUGAUAUUUUGCUUUAUAGCUACUGUACUUCAUUCCUGCAAUAUGCUAUAACUAAAUACAAUUUAAAUACAUCCUAAAAAUGUUGGAUAGUUGUAAUGCAUUGCCUGUUUCAUGUAUGCCUUACAUUGCACAAUUGUAUUGUAUGUUGAAUUGUGUUUAAAAGUCAGAAUGGUCAUACUGUCUGUGUACAGGCUCCAGAGCAGAGGCCUCUCUAACUCCAACCACCCCAUAAGUAACCCUGAUAUGGAUGGAACCAAUGACACAGAUGGGUCCAACCAGCCAGCUGAGGUAAACAUCAUGUCCACAUAAAAAAGUACAUGGCAAUGAAAUGAAAAUACUGCAAGCACCUAUAUGCUUGUUUCACGCUCGUAUGUGUGUUUUCAGGUUAAUCAGGAGUCUCCUGCCGGGCAGCAGGCCAUGGGGGGAGAUGUUGAGGAGAACAACAGCAGUGGGAAUAGCCAGAACCCUGGAGAGAGAAAAGGUGAGCCACUUUAGUCUAGUGUUUAACACCCACUGCCACUAAAGAGAACUCAUAGCUUUCAACCAUGUUCUGGAGUCUGUUGUCUGUAUGGCAACUUAAUAAAAUAAUGAGCAUGCUGAAAAAUAUAUAUUUGACAAAGGAUCUCGAAUUGAGUAAUAAUAUCACACAUUUUUCAACACACUCUGCUCAUGUUUGGUCCCAUGUUGUCCUCACAUAUAGUCUAUGGUUGUGCUCUAGCCCAAAUGCCACCGCUGAAGCCUCCCUCCACGUGGACGUCCAUGGCGAUGAAGGAGCUCAAGUCCAAGCUGCGAAUGGAGAAGGACAGUGUGGUGACAGUGAACCGAGGAAACAUUAUGACAGUGCAUAUGCCCACUGUUCCUGAGGGAAAGCGGGUGUGCUGGGAGUUUGCCACAGAUAGCUAUGACAUAGGCUUUGGAAUCUACUUUGACUGGAACCCUGUCACCAACCGGGCCAUCACGGUCCACAUCAGCGAAUCCAGUGAUGACGAAGAGGAGGAAGAUCAGCUAGAAGGUCAGUAGGCACCUCCUCUUGUUUUGAAAUUUGUUUAGUUCCAAACUAAUUUAAUACUUCAUAAUCUCAAUUUUAUUUGAAAAUAUUUGAGUAUCUUUAAUAAUAACUUCUCAUUCAUUUAGUUGAGAUUGUAAUUGUCUUUAAGACCAUUUGUGUUGUCUCCUGCAGGACUUGUCAACACAGGGGAUGUUGAGAAGGGGUCUAAAUCAUUGGCUAACUCCAACCUAGGGGAAAUAUUACCUGUGUAUCGUCAGGACAGUCACAUGGCAGUGCAAGGUGGUAGUCACGAGUAUCCAGGAGAAGGCACUUACCUUCUGAAGUUUGAUAACUCCUACUCAUUAUGGAGAAAUAAGACUCUGUACUACAGAGUGUAUUACAGUGCC